AUGGGAGCGAGGACCGUGAUGAGAGCGAUAGGGUGUGCCGUCAUGGGGGAGAUGAAAAUGGUCAUCACGGGAGUGGAUGUGCCUCACGGCUAUUCUGUGAGCAACUUGUCUGUUGAGGGGAGAGGCAAACAAGGGGAUGAAGAUCCAAGGGACAAUCUGAAGGGGUGGAAAAUCAAUGGUGACGGAGCUCUUGGGGAUAGGAACAAAUCGGGUGUGAGGGUGGGGAGAAAGAGAGGGGAGAGGGAGAGGGGGAGGGAGGAAGAGGGGGAGGGAGGAAGAGGGGGAGCGGGAGGGGGAGCGGGAGGGGGAGGGGGAGGGGGGGGAGAGGGGGAGGGGGAGAGGGGGAGAGGGGGAGAGGGGGAGAGGGGGAGAGGGGGAGAGAGGGAGAGGAGGAGGGAGGGAGAGAGGGAGAAAGAGGGAGAGGGGGAGGGGGAGGGGGAGGGGGAGGGAGAGGGGGAGGGAGAGGGGGAGGGAGAGGGGGAGGGAGAGGGGGAGGGAGAGGGGGAGGGAGAGAGGGAGGGGGAGGGAGAGGGGGAGGGGGAGGGAGAGGGGGAGGGGGAGGGGGAGGGGGAGGGAGAGGGGGAGGGGGAGGGAGAGUGGGAGGGAGAGGUGGAGGGAGAGGUGGAGGGAGAGGGGGAGGGAGAGGGGGAGGGAGAGGGGGAGGGAGAGGGGGAGGGAGAGGGGGAGGGAGAGGGGGAGGGAGAGGGGGAGGGAGAGGGGGAGGGAGAGGGGGAGGGAGAGGGGGAGGGAGAGGGGGAGGGAGAGGGGGAGGGAGAGGGGGAGGGAGAGGGGGAGGGAGAGGGGGAGGGAGAGGGGGAGGGAGAGGGGGAGGGAGAGGGGGAGGGAGAGGGGGAGGGAGAGGGGGAGGGAGAGGGGGAGGGAGAGGGGGAGGGGGAGGGGGAGGGGGAGGGGGGGGUGAGGGGGAGGGGGAGUUAG
Molecule: messenger RNA, 936 nt
Organism: Closterium sp. NIES-65
Lineage: Eukaryota; Viridiplantae; Streptophyta; Zygnematophyceae; Desmidiales; Closteriaceae
Source: the annotation of a GenBank genome assembly